CUCUCCAGGCUGCCCGCGACCUAAAGCCGGGAAGCAGCAGCGAUCGUGUGUUUAACUGUGGUGAGAUGCGUCUCUGUGCACAACACAGGGUACUUCAGCCUUCUCGGGUUUGCCGUCCAGCACCGUUCAUUCCAUGCGCGUUGCCGCGCCGCUCUCACCAGCUGCCCUUCUCCACAACUUCUUCAUCUCCCCAGACGGAAACGCUGUACCCCUUGAGCAAGAACUGCUCCCUGAGCCUUCCCCCGGCAACCACCAUGUCACUUUCUCGGAAUUUGGGAUCAAACAGAAUUUAUCCUUUGUGUCUGGCUUAUUUCACUUAGAAUAAUGUCUGCAAGGUUCAUCCCUCUUGCAGCAUGUAUCAGAAUUAACGUAUUAUUUAAGACUAAUCUGUUACUUAUGGCAUUUUAUUUACCUGUCAGUGGAUAUUUAGGUUGUUUCCACCUUUGGCCAUGAUGAAUAUUGUUGCUAUGAACGUGGGUGUACAAAUAUCCCUUCAAGUAGAUAUUUGCUUAGAAUUUUUGGUUUUAUACCCAGAGUCGAAUUGCUGGAUCAGAUGGUAAUUUUUUAUGGAACCAACAAUGUGUUUCUGAAAACAGGUUUAAAGGAAUAGAUUGGCACUUGGAUUCUACAGGUUAAUUGAGUCAGCACCCAUUUACUAACCACCACCUUAAAUUUCUCAGGCUGACACGGAAUUCUUUGUCCCAAAGAGUUUACUGUCUUGGAAGGAGAGGCCAAUACACAUGAUUUCACUCCAGUGCCGCAUAGAUUGAAUGCUGAAAGAGUUCAGAUUUUGUAGUGCAUCUCUGAGCAUGAGUGCAGAAUGAAGCGACGUUUGGAUGACCAGGAGUCACCGGUGUAUGCGGCUCAGCAGCGUCGGAUCCCUGGUGGCACAGAGGCUUUUCCUCACCAGCAUCGGGUGCUUGCCCCUGCCCCUCCCGUAUAUGAAGCAGUAUCUGAGACCAUGCAGUCAGCCACGGGAAUCCAGUACUCUGUCACACCCAGCUAUCAGGUUUCAGCUGUGCCGCAGAGCUCCGGCAGUCACGGGCCCACCAUCGCAGCAGUUCACAGCAGCCAUCACCACCCAGCAGCUGUGCAGCCCCAUGGAGGCCAGGUGGUGCAGAGCCAUGCUCAUCCAGCCCCACCAGUUGCACCAGUGCAGGGGCAGCAGCAGUUUCAGAGACUCAAGGUGGAGGAUGCCCUGUCCUAUCUUGACCAGGUGAAGCUGCAGUUUGGUAGUCAGCCUCAGGUCUACAAUGACUUCCUUGACAUCAUGAAAGAAUUUAAAUCUCAGAGCAUCGACACUCCGGGAGUGAUUAGUCGUGUGUCCCAGCUGUUCAAAGGCCACCCUGACCUGAUUAUGGGCUUCAAUACCUUCUUACCCCCUGGCUACAAGAUUGAGGUGCAAACUAAUGACAUGGUGAACGUGACAACUCCUGGCCAGGUUCAUCAGAUCCCUACCCAUGGCAUCCAGCCCCAGCCUCAGCCACCACCCCAACAUCCUUCCCAGCCUUCAGCCCAGUCAGCCCCAGCUCCUGCCCAGCCAGCUCCUCAGCCCCCACCUGCCAAAGUCAGCAAGCCUUCCCAACUACAAGCACAUACUCCAGCCAAUCAGCAGACUCCCCCACUCCCACCAUAUGCAUCCCCACGUUCUCCACCUGUCCAGCCUCAUACACCAGUGACAAUCUCGUUGGGAACGGCCCCAUCUUUGCAGAACAAUCAGCCUGUGGAGUUUAAUCAUGCUAUCAACUAUGUUAAUAAGAUUAAGAACAGGUUCCAGGGCCAGCCAGACAUCUACAAAGCAUUCCUGGAGAUUUUGCACACAUAUCAGAAAGAGCAGCGAAAUGCCAAGGAAGCUGGAGGAAACUAUACUCCAGCUUUGACUGAGCAGGAGGUAUAUGCUCAGGUAGCUCGUCUCUUUAAAAACCAGGAAGAUCUGUUGUCAGAAUUUGGACAGUUUCUACCCGAUGCCAAUAGCUCUGUGCUUUUAAGCAAAACAACUGCUGAGAAAGUUGAUUCUGUACGAAAUGACCAUGGAGGCACUGUGAAGAAGCCCCAACUAAACAACAAGCCACAGAGGCCCAGCCAGAAUGGCUGCCAGAUCCGCAGACACUCGGGGACAGGAGCCACGCCUCCUGUGAAGAAGAAACCCAAAUUGCUCAGCCUAAAGGAUUCUUCAAUGGCAGAUGCCAGCAAGCAUGGUGUAGGAACAGAAUCAUUAUUUUUUGAUAAGGUGCGAAAGGCCCUGCGGAGUGCAGAGGCUUACGAAAAUUUCCUGCGGUGUCUUGUUAUCUUCAACCAGGAGGUGAUUUCUCGGGCUGAGCUCGUGCAGCUAGUCUCCCCUUUCCUUGGGAAAUUCCCUGAAUUGUUUAAUUGGUUUAAGAACUUUCUGGGCUAUAAGGAGUCUGUACAUCUGGAAACCUUUCCAAAGGAACGAGCCACAGAAGGCAUUGCCAUGGAGAUAGAUUACGCCUCUUGUAAACGGUUGGGCUCCAGCUAUCGAGCCCUACCAAAGAGUUACCAGCAACCCAAAUGUACCGGACGGACUCCUCUCUGUAAGGAGGUUUUAAAUGAUACCUGGGUUUCCUUCCCUUCCUGGUCUGAGGACUCCACCUUUGUUAGUUCCAAGAAAACUCAGUAUGAAGAGCAUAUCUAUCGUUGUGAAGAUGAACGCUUUGAGCUUGAUGUAGUUUUAGAGACAAAUCUGGCAACCAUCCGGGUUCUGGAAGCAAUACAGAAGAAGCUUUCUCGUUUGUCUGCUGAGGAACAAGCCAAAUUUCGUUUGGACAACACCCUUGGGGGCACGUCAGAAGUCAUCCAUCGAAAAGCACUCCAGAGGAUAUAUGCCGACAAAGCCGCAGACAUCAUUGAUGGGCUGAGGAAGAAUCCCUCCAUCGCUGUGCCGAUCGUCCUCAAAAGGUUGAAGAUGAAAGAGGAAGAAUGGCGAGAAGCUCAGAGAGGCUUUAACAAGGUGUGGAGAGAGCAAAAUGAAAAAUACUACUUGAAGUCUCUGGACCACCAAGGCAUAAACUUUAAGCAGAACGACACCAAGGUCCUGAGGUCUAAGAGCUUACUCAAUGAGAUUGAGAGUAUAUAUGAUGAGAGGCAAGAGCAGGCUACCGAGGAGAAUGCUGGUGUACCCGUUGGCCCACAUCUCUCACUUGCCUAUGAAGACAAACAGAUCCUGGAAGAUGCUGCUGCCCUGAUUAUCCACCAUGUGAAGAGGCAGACGGGCAUUCAGAAAGAGGACAAGUAUAAAAUCAAGCAAAUCAUGCAUCAUUUCAUUCCAGAUCUGCUCUUUGCUCAGAGAGGUGAUCUCUCAGAUGUGGAGGAAGAGGAAGAAGAAGAGAUGGAUGUGGAUGAAGCCACAGGGGCAGCUAAGAAGCACAAUGGUGUUGGGGGCAGUCCCCCUAAGUCCAAGCUACUGUUUAGUAACACAGCAGCUCAGAAGUUGAGAGGGAUGGAUGACGUAUACAACCUCUUCUAUGUCAAUAACAACUGGUACAUUUUCAUGCGACUGCACCAGAUUCUCUGCUUGAGGCUGCUGCGAAUUUGUUCUCAAGCUGAACGGCAAAUUGAAGAGGAAAACCGAGAGAGAGAGUGGGAACGGGAAGUGCUGGGCAUAAAGCGAGACAAGAGUGACAGCCCUGCCAUCCAGCUGCGUCUCAAGGAACCUAUGGAUGUUGAUGUAGAAGACUAUUACCCAGCUUUUCUGGACAUGGUGCGGAGCCUGUUGGAUGGCAACAUAGACUCAUCACAAUAUGAAGAUUCUCUGAGAGAGAUGUUCACCAUUCAUGCCUACAUUGCCUUCACCAUGGACAAACUUAUCCAGAGCAUUGUCAGACAGCUGCAGCACAUCGUGAGUGAUGAGAUCUGUGUGCAGGUGACUGACCUUUACCUCGCAGAAAACAAUAACGGGGCUACUGGAGGCCAGCUGAACACGCAGACUGCAAGGAGUCUCCUGGAGUCUACAUAUCAGCGGAAGGCAGAACAACUCAUGUCGGAUGAGAAUUGCUUUAAGCUUAUGUUCAUUCAGAGCCAAGGCCAGGUCCAGCUAACCAUCGAGCUUCUGGACACGGAGGAGGAGAACUCAGAUGACCCUGUGGAAGCAGAGCGCUGGUCAGACUACGUGGAGCGAUACAUGAAUUCUGAUACUACCUCUCCUGAGCUUCGUGAGCACCUGGCACGGAAACCAGUAUUUCUCCCAAGGAAUCUGCGACGGAUCCGGAAGUGUCAGCGUGGUCGGGAACAGCAGGAAAAGGAAGGAAAGGAAGGAAACAGCAAAAAGACCAUGGAGAACGUGGACAGCCUGGAUAAGCUGGAGUGUAGAUUCAAGCUGAAUUCCUACAAGAUGGUGUAUGUGAUCAAGUCGGAGGACUACAUGUAUCGGAGGACCGCCUUGCUCCGGGCUCAUCAGUCCCACGAGCGUGUAAGCAAGCGGCUACAUCAGAGGUUCCAAGCCUGGGUAGAUAAAUGGACCAAGGAGCAUGUGCCCCGUGAAAUGGCAGCGGAGACCAGCAAGUGGCUCAUGGGUGAGGGGCUGGAGGGCCUUGUGCCCUGUACCACCACCUGUGACACAGAAACCCUACACUUUGUGAGCAUUAACAAGUACCGUGUCAAAUACGGCACAGUGUUCAAAGCCCCGUAACUGCCAAGCCAGAGCAGGUGACUUAGGGGUGUGUGUGAGAGCAUGUGCACUCACACACACUGAAGAAACAAGGAAGAUGCCUUUCAAGCCUCACUGGGCCUCUCUGGGACACGGCCACCUGAUUCUGUGUGUGGCUGGUGCAACCUGGCACCAAGUGGGCUACAUUUAAGGAUCGUGGAUACCUUACAAAGCUAGAGCUGGAACUUUUCCCAGGCUUUGAGUAUUAGCUUAUCCUGAAGGGGAAAGAAGUUCAUGCAAGUGCUGAGACAUGCAGCUUGCUUGCACACACCAGCAGAGUAAGACUGGAGUCUCCUGGGGCCUGCCCUUCCGUGGGGGAACCAGAUGCAGUCCACACCUUGCCUGGAUGGGUGUGCAUUUACAGACAGACUGGGGAAGGACUUGACUUUCAGAUGGAUAACUCUGAUGCUCACUGCUCCUCUUCUCUCCCCACAAGAGGAGAAAAGAACUGGAUUUAAUUUGUUUUCCUGGUCACUCGAGCACAUCUAGAUCCCCAUUAGGUUUUACCUGGGACUUACAGCUUGGCUUUGGGAUUGAUCAUCUUGUGGAUUUGAUUCCUGACGAAUCCUUUGCUGCCUACCCUGUACUCUCCUCCGGUUCUCAACCUCAACAAGUUCAAAUCAGUCGUUCUUUUUAGCUCCCGUGGAACUGUUUUGUACCUGCUUCUUUACUAGUCUACCCUAGUGCCAUCCACCAGCUUUAUUCUCACACACACGAAAUUUUAACUUGGAUUUUUCGUUGCUUUUUUUUUGUAAAUAAUGUACAUACUGUCAAUUUUUUAUUAAAAAGAAAUAUGCUUUGAUGUGCUAGCAUAACUGCUCUAGCUUCUUGUGUACCAUAGUACUAUGUGGCUUCAGAUUUAGUACCUAUGAACAGAUGUACAAGACAUUUAUUACACUUUUUACCAAAGGGAGUUACCAUUGUAGUACUUUUGUGUAAAACUUGUCUUCCUCCUUGCCCCAACUUUUUUUUUUUUUUUUUUUUUUUUUUGUAAAUAAAUAAAGCUUGGUUCUUACUUAAGGAA
Molecule: messenger RNA, 5687 nt
Organism: Talpa occidentalis (Iberian mole)
Lineage: Eukaryota; Metazoa; Chordata; Mammalia; Eulipotyphla; Talpidae
Gene: SIN3A
Product: SIN3 transcription regulator family member A
Exons: 21
Coding region: 821-4645 (1274 amino acids)
Biological process (GO): negative regulation of transcription by RNA polymerase II
Cellular component (GO): chromatin
Molecular function (GO): transcription corepressor activity
Source: RefSeq, a predicted model, not a curated record